Messenger RNA from Leptosia nina, 1296 nucleotides. The record is from the annotation of a GenBank genome assembly. NCBI's taxonomy places the organism in Eukaryota, Metazoa, Arthropoda, Insecta, Lepidoptera, Pieridae.
AUGUCACGAGUCUGCGUCGUUGGUGCUGGUGCAGCCGGUCUCUGUGCAGCUCGUCAUCUGCUGGUGACUCCAGGGGUGUCCCAGGUCGACAUUCUAGAGCAAUCGGGACAGCUUGGAGGCACCUGGGUGUACACAGAGAACGUCGGCUACGAUGACUUCGGUCUUCCUAUUCACACCAGCAUGUACAAGAGUUUAAGAACAAACCUCCCGAAGGAAAUCAUGGGAUUCCCAGACUUCCCGGUACCAGAGAGUGAAAAGUCCUACCUCCCUGCAAAAGAUAUGCUCGCAUUUCUCCAGUUAUACUCGGAUAAGAAUGGGGUCACUGAACACAUUAAAUUUAGACAACACGUCCAGUUAAUAAAGCCCAAACAGGGAGCUGCAGGAGAGGUGUGGGAUGUCUCCUACAAAGAUUUAAACACGGGCGUGUCUGUAACAAAUGAAUACGACUACAUUUUCGUGUGCAAUGGCCAUUACAAUACUCCGUUCAUUCCGAAUAUACCUGGACUGAAGCAAUUUAAAGGUGAUGUUAUGCACAGCCACGAUUAUAGAGUACCAGAGGUCUUCGAUGGCAAGCGGGUACUUGUCGUAGGAGCUGGUCCGUCAGGCAUGGACAUCGCUUAUGAAAUCACCUGCGUGACCAAAAAAGUGAUCCUCAGUCAUCAUUUAAAGGAGCAACCGAAAAGCGUAUUUCCCGAUAACCUUAUAAUGAAGCCUGAUAUCACUAAAUUGGAGGGCAAUAAAGCUAUAUUUGCUGAUGGUACUGAAGAAGAUGUGGACGUAGUAUUCCUCAGUACUGGCUACUUGUACAAUUUCCCAUUCCUCCACGAGUCGUGUGGCAUCGUCGUGGAAGACAACUGCGUGGAGCCUCUAUAUAAGCACCUCGUGAACAUCCAGCACCCCACGAUGUGUUUCAUCGGCGUGCCUUACUAUGUCUGUGCCUUCUCCAUGUUUGAUUUGCAGGUACGCUAUUACGUGAGAUCCAUGAGCGGCACCUUCAAGUUACCAUCCCCUGCAGAGAUGAUCCAGCAAUGGGAAGAAGAGAAACAGGAGAGGGCUGAUCGAGGGUACACGAAGCGACAGGCGCAUAUGAUGGGUCCUGAUCAGGAGCGGUAUUAUGCAUCCCUUGCUUCUGAAGCCAAAACGGAAAAUCUCCCAUCUGUUAUAACCAAAAUCCGAGAAGAGAGUUCCGCAAGGUUCCUGCACAAUCUACAAAGCUAUCGACAAGACGUCUAUAAGAUAAUAGACGACGAUACAUACGAAGUCAUAAGUAAUGGGAAGCGAGAAGUUCUUUGUUGA